AUGACCAGUGAAUUAUUCAGUGACUGGUUGCGACACUUUGACAGAUCCAUGCGUCUGAAAGGUCGUACGGUCAUCCUUCUUUUAGAUAAUGCUGCCAGCCAUAAUCACAAGGAAGUUCGACUGACCAACGUCACCGUGCCCUCUCUUCGUCCCAACACCACUGCUCAUAUUCAACCAAUGGACGCUGGUAUCAUCCGGAACUUUAACGCCCUUUACAAGAAGUCGCUAGUGAAACACUUCAUCACAUGUGCUGAGAAUGGCCAACCCCAGAUGCUAACACUGAGGUUAGCAAUCCGGUUCGUCAAGUCUGCCUGGGAUGAAGUGAGUGCGAAAUGUAUCAACAACUGCUACAAACACGUUGACAUAAUUCCCACCACAGCUCAGACCGAGGACGAAAGCGACGAUGACAUCUCCCUUGCUGAGCUGCGGAAUUUUAUGCAGCAGUUACCAAGAAGUGAUGGGGACGAGGUCCCAACUGCUGAGCAGUACGUGGAUGAAGACACUGUCGUAGACACCGGCCAUGAGCUGACUGAUGAAGAAAUCAUCAACAGAGUACAGCCACCGACAGACGACCAGUCAGAUGACGAGGACCAACCAGCAGUUGUCCCGCCAACAGUAGCAGAAGCUCUUCAACACACCGACAGGUAG
Haliotis rubra (blacklip abalone) is the source of this 648-nucleotide messenger RNA. RefSeq names its product tigger transposable element-derived protein 6-like. NCBI's taxonomy places the organism in Eukaryota, Metazoa, Mollusca, Gastropoda, Lepetellida, Haliotidae. Gene Ontology annotation, molecular function: nucleic acid binding. Bases 1 to 648 code for a protein of 215 amino acids. The record is from RefSeq and is a predicted model, not a curated record. The transcript has a single exon.